AUGUGCGUACGCAGGGGUCACUUUGUUGACGCAAACAUCGGGCGUGCGUUCAGAAGCUCGCUCGAAGUUUCUGUGGACCCCCAGUCCGAGACUGGCCGAUCUGCUUUGCUAUGGAUCGUGAGAAUCGAUACCAAAGAUACGAUGGAUGUUCUAAUAUUCUUGACUCGCUUGGAACUCGCGUGA
Messenger RNA from Bipolaris zeicola 26-R-13, 183 nucleotides. RefSeq lists its product as uncharacterized. The coding region runs from base 1 to 183 and encodes 60 amino acids. The record is from RefSeq and is a predicted model, not a curated record. Lineage: Eukaryota; Fungi; Ascomycota; Dothideomycetes; Pleosporales; Pleosporaceae. The transcript has a single exon.